Dermacentor andersoni is the source of this 390-nucleotide messenger RNA. The record is from RefSeq and is a predicted model, not a curated record. Lineage: Eukaryota; Metazoa; Arthropoda; Arachnida; Ixodida; Ixodidae.
AUGCCGUUUUCUCUGGAAACGUGGAAAAUAUGUGACUCCCCAGAGUGUAUUCAAAGAGCCAAACUAAUAAAUGAAUCGCUUAACACCACCAUUGAUCCUUGUAACGACUUCUAUUCAUUCGUUUGCAACCGGUGGGAAAAGAAGCAUCAAGAUCCAUGUCUUAACGGAAGCUAUGAUGCUUUUCAGGAGAUUGAUAACGAUAUUCCUGAAAAGCUAAGCUAUAUUCUUGGAAACAGAACUCUGGUUGAGUGUAACCAAACCAUAAUAGACAAGAUGGCAAUCACGUAUAAUGCGUGUUUAGGAGGGUUUCUGUACGUCAAAUUACCUGAUGUUUGUAACUAUUCUUGCACAUAAACAGGCUUGCUUCAUCGACGUUUUACUGUAAUAAAG